AUGAAGUCGUUGCAUUUUGUAAUUGCGAUCGUGUAUGCCGUGCAUUUAUUAGCACUUGACGUAAAUGUUCGUGGAGAAGAUGCAAAUGUUAAUAGCGAGGGCGAAAAUAAGAUAGAAGAAUUGGAUGUCACGCAAUCGUAUUGCUUCCAGUUUUCGUGGAUGGGCCCAGAUUAUGAUAACACAACAAAAUUCAACAAGACAUGCGGAGAGCUUCUUGAGGAGGGCAGAGAUAAGCAUAUUCCUUGCAGACAACCUUUGGUAAUAUCAUAUGAUAGCUCAAAACCGGACCUUGAUCACAUGUGGGAUAAUUACAAGAUGAGAGUGGCGUGCAAGAUGAGCAAGGGAGAUGUGUGCGCUCGCUACAGCUAUUCCUUCAACGACGAAAUUGUAAAUGCGACGUACAUGUGCACUAAAGUUUUCGCCGUGAAUGAAGGGGCUGUAACGAGUGGUUGCUAUAAGCAGAAGGUCGGUUCUUACGAAAACGAGAUGUGCGUCUGCAAAUCAUCACCUGGCGACUACUUACCUUGCAAUGCGUUCCGCGAAUGAUCCAGCUCUCACCCAUCUCAAUUAUUUUUACACCCAUCCAUUUAUAUAGAUAUAAAUUCAGAAUAAAAUUAUAUCAGGAACAUUCCGAGUGCAGAGAAUAACGAUUACGUAUGCGCAUACAUUUCUAAAAUGUUCGUAUAUGUACGGACCCUCGACUUUCUGAUAAGAGGCUUUGCGUUCAUAACGCAAUGCACGCUUAUUGUGAGUCCAAAUCCUAGCUGGUAUCAUUAAUAUUAUUGAAUUACAUCCGAGGGAUGUAAUUCCCUUUGGAAAUCAUGCGUUCACGAUGAUACCCUCUGACAGACGCUGAUUUCUCGCUCUCUCUCUCUCUUUCUCUCUUCCGCUUAACUAUAUUUCUCUCACUCUCCCGCAAGGGUCGCAAUAAGAUCACAUAUAUGCGACUCGACGGAACCAACAUAAAAUGACCAAACUAUACAACAAUUCCACUUCAGCACAAAAGGUCUCCGCAUUUCGUACAUAAUACACAAGUCAACAAGCACGCCCAUGAAUAAUAUCUCCUUGCAUGCUCAUUUUAUCAUUUCACAUUGUAUCACAUCUAAUUUAUAAUCGGAUAUAGUCAAUAAAUUAUAAUAUUUAUGUAAAUGUU
Nicrophorus vespilloides is the source of this 1153-nucleotide messenger RNA. RefSeq lists its product as uncharacterized. The record is from RefSeq and is a predicted model, not a curated record. Bases 1 to 546 code for a protein of 181 amino acids. The transcript has 4 exons. Lineage: Eukaryota; Metazoa; Arthropoda; Insecta; Coleoptera; Silphidae.